UCAAUCUUAACUUAAAUAGCAAAUUACUCUUCCUAACAUAAUUAGAAAGAAAAAAAAAAAACAUUAUAAUAACCCAACCCCAUGAAUUGAGGGCAAAAAAAGCGAAUCUUUGAAAUUUAACCCACGGACCACGAGUCACAUAGUAUGAUUUCAAGUAAUAAUAUUAUAAAAUUCACAAAAAGUAAUCAUUCCAUAUUUCCAACAAUAAAAAAAAUAAUAAAUAUUCACCAAAAAUAAAUAAAAUUAAUAAAUAAAAAACGCAAAAAAAAAAGAAGAAGAGGCAAUCUCCUCGUGAGCAGGCUGUCACGGUUGCCUAACUACCUCAACCUUAUACUACAAUCCAAAUCAAUUUUCUCUCUCCUCCUCCAUUUCAUCUUCUUCUUCUUCACUCCCACAAUCCACACGCUUCUAGAGAGAGAAACCCAGAUCAAAUCUAGAGAGAGAAACCCCAACAACAAGAUUGCGAAACAACAGGAGCUCGGCGGCGGCGCCAACGGCGAGGAGAGAGAAAAUAUGGGCGGAGGAGCGUCCGGAAGACUACCCACUUGGAAGGAGAGAGAAAAUAAUAAGAAGAGAGAAAGAAGAAGACGAGCUAUUGCUGCUAAGAUCUUUACUGGUCUUCGUGCUCAAGGGAAUUAUAAGUUGCCUAAACAUUGUGAUAAUAAUGAAGUUUUGAAAGCUCUUUGUAGAGAAGCUGGUUGGAUUGUUGAAGAAGAUGGUACUACUUAUCGCAAGGGAUGCAACCCACCACCAAUGGAUAUGGCGGGGACGUCGGCGAACAUUAGUGCGUGUUCUUCCCUUCAGCAGAGUCCACAAUCAUCAGCAUACCCUAGUCCUAUACCUUCAUAUCAUGCCAGUCCUACAUCAUCUUCAUUCCCAAGCCCUUCGCGAUAUGAUUCAAAUCCGUCGAAUUAUUUGUUACCUUUCCUUCGUAAUCUAGCAUCCAUUCCUACAAAUCUCCCGCCCAUUCGGAUAUCAAACAGUGCCCCUGUAACUCCCCCGUUGUCUUCCCCAACUUCUAGGGGAUCAAAGCGUAAAGCUGAGUUUGAGUCCUUGUCGAAUUCAAAUGGCUCUGGCUCUCAACAAUCUGCUGCUCGUAACUCAUUUUUUGCUGUGUCAGCCCCAUCUAGCCCUACUCGCCGCAACAACACCACCCCACCUACUAUACCAGAAUGUGACGAGUCUGAUGCCUCGACUGUUGAUUCUGGUAGAUGGGUGAGCUUCCAGACAGGGCCAUCCUUAGGUACUCCAUCUUCUCCUACAUUUAACCUUGUGAAACAAGCUGUUGCACAGAGAAGUUCGAUGCAGGGGAUACUCAAUGGGACUAUGGCCCUAGGAUGGGGAGGUGCUAUGGAGAGAGGACGUGGCCCAGAAUUUGAGUUUGGAAAUGGUGCUGCUGUUAUGGCUUGGGAAGGUGAGAGAAUACAUGAAGUGAGCACGGAUGAUUUGGAGCUCACGCUUGGUAGUGCCAAGGCCAAAUGCUGAAGGUACUCCUGCAAUUCUCAUGUCUGCCUCUGCCAAUCGAAUGGAAGCUGCUGGUACUUUCUGAAAUUGGCGUCUCCAGUAAAAACUCAACUGUACAGGUUUCCUAUAGAAUGGGAGCCAUUUCGGAGGCCUGAAAUCGCUAUAUCAUGGUAGAGCAGCAGACUUUGGAUGAGAUCUUAUAUGAAAGCUGGGUAAGCAUAUCUAUGAUUUAUUAUAACAUGAAACAGAACCUCUAGCAAGUUGGAAAGGCAGGCCAUGUCAAUGCUGCGAUCCCUGUGUUUGUUUUUCGAGUUUUCUUGAGCAUAAAUUGGUUGUUAAUAUCAGGUUUUAUAUGUAAGUUGCGACUUUCGAGUGUUGAACUAGGUUCGCUUUAGAGGCUUAGAAAUGUAGAACUUUUGAUUUAUGUUACAUGUCCGAGAGUAAUUCAGACAAAAUGUAGUGGUGACUAGUGUAGUAAUUCUAAGCAGCCCCCAACUGUAUUAUUUUCUUUGUAAUAGCAGCAUCCAAUUUCGGUGAUGAUGAAUUAUCCAUUUAACUGUUAAAAAUUUCUUCUUGAAUUAGAUUGAUGAUUAUUGCAA
This is a messenger RNA of Chenopodium quinoa (quinoa), 2063 nucleotides long. RefSeq names its product BES1/BZR1 homolog protein 2-like. NCBI's taxonomy places the organism in Eukaryota, Viridiplantae, Streptophyta, Magnoliopsida, Caryophyllales, Amaranthaceae. The record is from RefSeq and is a predicted model, not a curated record. Gene Ontology annotation, molecular function: DNA-binding transcription factor activity. Gene Ontology annotation, biological process: brassinosteroid mediated signaling pathway; DNA-templated transcription. The coding region runs from base 514 to 1485 and encodes 323 amino acids. The transcript is spliced from 2 exons.